Molecule: messenger RNA, 771 nt
Organism: Cryptomeria japonica (Japanese cedar)
Lineage: Eukaryota; Viridiplantae; Streptophyta; Pinopsida; Cupressales; Cupressaceae
Exons: 3
Coding region: 1-771 (256 amino acids)
Molecular function (GO): RNA-DNA hybrid ribonuclease activity; nucleic acid binding
Source: RefSeq, a predicted model, not a curated record
AUGAGGAUCAUGGCCUGGAAUGUCAGGGGCUUAAAUACCCCUAACAAGUGGUACUUGAUCAAGCGUCAAAUUGAUGAGGCUAAAGGAGACAUUUGGGUGCUACAAGAAACAAAGUGGAACAUAUCAGAGAUUGAUAUGCGGAUGCAAGUGUGGAGACAAUGGACUGGUUUGUGGAAGCUGAUGGUGCCUCGAGAGCUGGGAUUGAUGACUGGUUUAAAAUAUGGCCACAAAACCCUUGAAGGUUGUAUUUGGGGAUAUAUGGGUUGGGACUGUAGACUAAAACUCGCCUUUCCAAGUCUUUCUAUUCCGCCUCUGUUUGGGAAUAGUUCCUCCAAACCCCCGCUUCGAUCCAGACCCCUUGUUCAAUGUGAUACACGUGAUCCUGGUUGGGUCAAGAUUAAUUUCAACGGGGCUUCUUUGGGCAACCCAAGCCCUAGUGGCAUUGGGUGUGUGAUUCGUGAUGAAUUCAGUAAUUCCCUAAUGGAAGUUUCAAAACACAUUGGUCAUUCUACAAAUAAUUUAGCAGAGUUUCGUGUUGCAUUACAUGGCAUACAGGUUGGGGUUUGUAGUGGGGCCUGGAAAACCCAUUUGGAAGGCGACUCCCUAAAUGUGGUAAAUGCGAUUAGGAAAAAUGAAACUCCAUGUUGGAUCCUCAACCAAUGGCUCCGACCAAUCAAAUCUUUGUUGAAUGAUCUGGAGGACUUUCAUAUAAGUCAUAUCUAUCGGGAAGGGAAUGUGAUAGCAGAUGGUCUAGCUAAAGAGGCGAUGUAG